Messenger RNA from Acanthopagrus latus (yellowfin seabream), 1504 nucleotides. RefSeq names its product ovarian cancer G-protein coupled receptor 1-like. The record is from RefSeq and is a predicted model, not a curated record. Gene Ontology annotation, cellular component: membrane. Gene Ontology annotation, molecular function: G protein-coupled receptor activity. The transcript is spliced from 4 exons. Gene Ontology annotation, biological process: phospholipase C-activating G protein-coupled receptor signaling pathway; positive regulation of Rho protein signal transduction. The coding region runs from base 144 to 1049 and encodes 301 amino acids. Lineage: Eukaryota; Metazoa; Chordata; Actinopteri; Spariformes; Sparidae.
GGGAGAGUUGAUCAACAGGAAGCUGCAACAACUGCAUGUUGCAACUUAAUAUAUUGACCGCAGAGGACCACACAUCAGACACUGCUGUAGAGAGCUGAUACAGGUGGAGCAUUUCAGCUUUAAACAAGGUUUCACUCUCAAGGAUGGAAGAAUUCAACAUUACCUACAAUACAACACAGAACAACAGUUUUAAUAACAGCAACGACACCUCUGGCUACGAUCUCUUGGAGACUGAGGAAUACAAAAAACUCUGGUUCAUCACGUAUGUGGUGACAUGCAUGAUCAUUUCUGUCGCCUUUCCCCUGAUCCUCAUGGCCAUCUAUUAUCUGUUUUCUCUGGUGCGAAACAAUCACAUUGCUUCAAUCUACAUCAUCAACCUUCUUAUUUCCGACCUGAUUCAGCUCUGCUGCAUGAUCGUUUGGGUGGCUCAAAAUAAUGGGAUACCAAAAAUUGGCCUGUUUCCUUAUACUGUAAGUCUGACGGUCAGCGCUGGCUUCAUGGUGUGCAUCGCCCUGGAAAGGUAUUUGGUCAUCGCCUGCCCACUGUGGUACCGCUUCAGACGAAACCUCAAGAUCUCUUUGUUUGUGUGUGUCAUGGUCUGGGCCCUGAUCCUUCUCUGUCUCCUCAGUGCAGAUUUCUUCCAUCAUAUUAUUGUCUCAAAAGUCAUCUAUGGCAGCUUGUUCCUUCUUCCCUUCCCACUUAUCAUCUUCUCCCUGGUCGGGACCCUCAAAGCUCUGUCUGCCAGCCGUGUCCCGUCUGAUGAAAAACGAAGAAUUGUGGGAAUUUUGGUCCUGGUUCUGGUUAUUUACACACUGCUGUUCAUGCCGAACAUCAUUUUUCACCUGGCAAAGAGACAAAUGUCCAAGUAUAUCCUCUCGGACCUGUCCUCUGUGUUUGUCCGGUUUAGUCCCCUUGCAGACUCUUUUCUGUAUGUUUUCAUGAAGAAAGGGACCAUAGACAAACUUUUGGCCUCUCUGUGUUGCUGCAGAAUGGACAGCAAUGACAGCAACAGAAUGGACAGCAAUAAUAUCAGCAGUUCAACGGUAUGAAAGAUGGCAACAUUUACAGAGUCAGCUUCAUGUAGGCAGAGAAAGAGGGAGAGAGAGAAAGGAGAGAGAAAGGAUGGAGACGGGACAGAUACUGUCAUCUACUGAUAUGAUUUCCAAUUAGACACCUAACUGCAGGUAAAGGGAGUUGUGUUGUGUUAGUAAUGGCUGCUGGGAAAUGUUUUGGUGAGCUUGAUCAGGUUCACUAUGUGAAUAUAAAUAACACUGGUGUGUUAUUCUUUUAUCCAUUAAUUGAUUGUACGUUUAACUCAGUCUCAAGUCUUCUUCUUUUGUUUUAUCUCAUGCAGACCAUAAUUUGUUUAGUUGUAACUAAUGUGCGUCCAGCAAAAACUGUUUGCUGUUAUUUCCGGUGCAGAUAUGAAACAAGUGUACGUAUUAUUUUUAUCGUUUUUUCAUUAGGAGAUUUAUUUUUGUUGUUUUUAGUGGAAAGCAUUUUU